Molecule: messenger RNA, 3168 nt
Organism: Zophobas morio
Lineage: Eukaryota; Metazoa; Arthropoda; Insecta; Coleoptera; Tenebrionidae
Product: homer protein homolog 2-like
Exons: 7
Coding region: 139-1371 (410 amino acids)
Biological process (GO): G protein-coupled glutamate receptor signaling pathway; regulation of store-operated calcium entry
Cellular component (GO): cytoplasm; dendrite; plasma membrane
Molecular function (GO): G protein-coupled glutamate receptor binding
Source: RefSeq, a predicted model, not a curated record
CAAUAUGAGAGUAUGAGAUUUUGACAGUUGUCUGUAUGUCAUGUGUUGUCAGUACUUGUUAGUUUUUUAGUGAUAAGGAGGUUUCAUUAUAACAAAAAAACAUUAUUUUAUCGUGGUGCAUCUUUUUUUCUAUCAUAAAUGACGUCUGGCAAGGACACAAUGGGUGAACAACCUAUAUUUACAUGUAAGGCCCACGUUUUCCACAUUGAUCCAAAAACGAAACGUUCGUGGAUGCCAGCGUCCAGUACAGCUGUCAGUGUUUCAUUUUUUUACGAUUCGUCUCGGAGCCUGUACAGAAUUAUAAGUGUUGAAGGACAAAAAGCAGUUAUUAACAGCACGGUCACCCCAAACAUGACGUUUACUAAAACGUCUCAGAAAUUCGGGCAAUGGUCUGACGUUAGGGCAAAUACUGUUUAUGGGUUGGGUUUCUCGUCUGAAGCAGAACUGCAAAAGUUUAUCGAUAAAUUUAAUGAAGUGAAAGAAGCAACCAGAUCAGCUAUAAGCAAAGUCACUGCCAAUGGAGGUUCUGCAGUAACUCCAGUAACAAGUGCAAAUGCCAGUCCUAUAACUGCGAGGGCAGCCAACGCCACUCCUGACCAAUCUGAUAAUUUGUUAGAACCUCCUGGUAAAUUAUCACAUGAGUCAGUUCUUCCAGCUACAACUAAUGUUAAAGCAGAAGAGGACAUACCACAUCCACGAAGCCAUUCUAUUUCUACUCUACAAACUAAUGAGAGCCCCAGCCAUCAGAUUAAAACUGAAAAAACUACAUACAGUAAUGCUCCAACGAAUCCAAUAGAUAUGCAACUGAAGUAUGAGAAUGAUAGACUCAAAUUGGCCCUGGCGCAAAGUUCAGCCAACGCGAAAAAAUGGGAAAUUGAACUGGCAACUUUGAAGAGCAACAAUGCCAGGUUAACAAGUGCACUUCAGGAAAGCACGGCAAACGUCGACGAAUGGAAGAGACAAUUAGCGAGUCUGAAGGAAGAGAAUAUGAGGAUGAAGGCGAAAUAUCAAGCGGAUUUGGAGAACAGCAAAGGAUUCUUUUUAGGGGGUGGCGAUAUCGCUGACGAACUGCGGCAAGAAAUCCAGUCUUUACGAUUGCGGUUAGAACAGCUGGAGGCAGAACUCGACGCUAAAAAUAACGAGUUUAAGCAAUUGUCGGCCUUCCAGAAAGCACCAGACGUACAGUCAUUGCAGAAGGAAAACCAGGAACUCCAAGCCACAGCGAAACUAGCCCAGUCCGAAUUAGACAUAGCUCUCAGUGCUCACGAAUCUCAGAGACAAGUACUACUCACGCUUAACCAGCAAUUGGCUAGCAGAGUCCACGAAUUGGCAACGAUCCACGACGAAAUUACCACUGCUUUGCAAACGUGAGAGCUUGCACAAAGAUAGCAUUAUGUACGCGAACGCAUUUAUAUCGCAUAUGUAUAGGGUCCGUGUAAUAUCUUGCUUAGGUCUGUAACAAUAUAAUGAAUGUCUCGAAAAAUAUAUUAUACAAAACGUACUAUACUAUCGGUUGUAAAAGAAACACAAAAAACUAGACUUGUUAGUAUUUAUAUAAGGUGUGCCAUAUAUGAUUGUGCACAAUAAUCAUUGGCCAAUUAAGUUGUCUGUUUGAGCUAAUGCUAUACAACAUGUUUGCAUUUAUUAAGUGAUAUCGGGCUCCGUUUCAAUUAUGUAUAGGAAACUUUUGUUGGAACGUUUUCAUAUAUCAAAAUAUUUUAUACGUAACGAACGUGUGUUGUAAUAAUUUCUGUGGCUUUUUUUAAUAGCUGGAGAAUUAACAUAUCGUCUUAUCAAGCCAACGAGUUCAGAUAUGAAGUCUUUGUCAAAACUGAAGAUCUAAAAGAUUUCAUAUUUUCGCGGGAAGCCAUUAGGAGAUAUGUGUAUUCAGUUAAAGAUGGUUAAUUUUUGUUGUUUUGUUGUUUUAAUUGAGUGUGUAUACUAGAUGCAGUAUUCUGAGUUGUAGCUAGAAUUUAUUGUACUGUUAAAACUGACUGAUAUUUUUAAUUUUUCUUUGUUUACGCUAUAGCUUUUUACUUUGUCUAGAUAGUAUUUUGUAGAUACAAUCAAUUAAAAACGACUUAGACUAGUUAAAAGACAAAUCGAAGCACUUGUUAAUUUACCUAUCCUUUGUAUCUAUACCUGCAAAUUAUAAUAUGUUCUUAAAACGUAACAGGUGUUCAACUGAAAAAAGUUAUCAAGUUGGCGUUGCUUUUUAAUAAAAGAAAACGUGGCGAAAAACGUAUGUGUUGUAUUAAUACAUACGUAUAAACUUCACAAUGUUUACAAAAAAUCAAGGUCAACUCGAUGACUUUUUCAGUUGAACACCGGAUAUUUACACAAAGCAUGUAACUAUGUAUUACAGAUGAAGGGGUACAGUGAUAAUGCAUACGAAAGAUAACAUGUUUAAUAACUAAUUUUAAGAAGUUAUAGUAGCGUUAAGAAUACACGCAAAACGCAAAGCUGUUAGGAAACAGGUAUGCUAGUAGAAGAAAUAAGUAAUAAAUGUGAUGUACAAAAUUUGUUUUAUAUAAGUAAGACUUCGAGUUCGUGUGUAUAGAAUGUUUGUGUAUUUUUAUGUAUGCCGCAUUAGGUUUAUUAUGCUUGUCCUAAUUGAACAAGAUACAAUUAUUAAAACGCACUUGUACUAAGCCUGACAGUUUUGCGACAAGUUAUAACGUAAUUUGCAGAUCGUUCUUGAUACGUUCAUCAAAGCGAGGUAGUUAAUAUUGUGCGCUUUUUGAUACUAGAGUUUUCCUGUAAAAAACUGCCACAAGUUUCAUUUAUAAUCGUAAUCAUGUAUUGCAAGGAUAUGCACAAGGGGUAAAUUUUAUUUAUCAACGACGUCACGGCGCUAGCGUACGCCGAUGUAAGCCAUUCAGUAUUCAGUUGUAAUUGUGUUUCUUGUGCAUAUUCUAAAAAUUACUCUGCUGGAAAUUGAUGAUCUUAAUAAAAAUCUUCAUACGUUAUAAGUAUUAGAAAGAAACUGCUAAAUAUUAUUGCACUUGUAAAUUGAGAUUUGUUCUAGUAUGAAUAGAACAUGGUAUUUAUAUGUUGAAAUUGUUAAUAACAAUGAAACAAAUAUUGUUAUUUAUGUUUUCAAGUAUGUGGUGCAAGACCAAACUGUAUGAAGCUAUUUUGUUCAUAAAAUAGACUUACUUGACGAUG